Molecule: messenger RNA, 2219 nt
Organism: Pelecanus crispus (Dalmatian pelican)
Lineage: Eukaryota; Metazoa; Chordata; Aves; Pelecaniformes; Pelecanidae
Source: RefSeq, a predicted model, not a curated record
GCCUUAUCAAUGUCUGGAUUAUUCUGCUGGAAGAAUUAACAACUGCCAUAUCCAACUGUCCCCGCCAGCACCAGCCUCCUACUUUGGAUCUGCUCUUUGAAUUGCUGAGGGACGUUGCCAAGAUACCUGGCCCAGGAUUUGGCAUUUACGCAGUUGUACAUCUUCUUCUUCCCACGAUGUCUCUUUGGCUCCAUCGCAGCCAUGGUGACCAUUCUUACUGGGAUGUGGCAUCUGCUAAUUUCAAGCAUGCCAUUGGCCUUUCCUGUGAACUCGUAGUGGAGCACAUUCAAAAUUUCAUACACUCAGAUAUUGGUUAUGAAAAUAUGAUCAAUACUAUGCUGAAAGACCUUUUCAAGUUGCUGGUAGCCUGUGUAGCAGAACCAACAGAAAUUAUUUCCAGAGUUGGCUGCUCUUGUAUCAGGUAUGUGUUAGUGACAGCAGGGCCUGUUUUUACUGAAGAGAUGUGGAGGCUUGCGUGUUGUGCCUUGCAGGAUGCGUUCUCUGCCACUCUGGAGCCAGUAAAGAACCUGUUGGGCUAUUUCCACAGUGGUUCCGAAAGCUUUAGUGGAGAUGCCUGUGAAGUGAAGGUGGCAGCCCCCUCCCUCUCGCCAAGUGCUGAAGCUGAAUACUGGAGAAUCAGAGCCAUGGCACAACAGGUCUUCAUGCUGGAGACUCAGUGCUCCCCAAAGACCCCAAGCAACAAGGAAGGGUUUGAACAUGCCCAGUCGUGUGUGCUCAUCAUUGACCUGCCAACAGAUAAGAAACCAAAUGGGCAUACCCAGAGAAGGAAGCUGGGUAUUCCUUUCAGGACGAUAGUGGUGAGCUUGCUGUCCCACCAAGUACUGCUCCAGAAUUUAUAUGACAUCUUACUGGAAGAAUUUGUGAAAGGCCCUUCUAACUUGGAGGAAAAAAUGACAAUACAAGUACCAGAAAACAAGUUGGCUGGUUUUCUCAGGUACAUCUCCAUGCAAAACCUGGCUGUCAUCUUUGACUUACUGCUGGACUCCUAUAGAACAGCCAGGGAGUUUGAUACCAGACCUGGCUUGAAGUGUUUGCUGAAAAAAGUGUCUGGCAUUAGUGGAGCUGCCAACUUGUAUCGCCAGUCAGCAAUGAGCUUCAACAUCUACUUCCAUGCCUUGGUUUGUGCAAUCCUGACAAACCAGGAGAACAUCACUGCAGAGCAAGUGAAGAAGAUCCUCUUUGAAGAUGAUGAGAGAAGCACAGACUCGUCACAGCAGUGUUCUUCGGAAGAUGAAGACAUUUUUGAAGAAACUGCCCAGGUCAGCCCCCCACGAGGGAAGGAGAAGAGACAGUGGAGGGCUCGAAUACCAUCUCUCAGUGUACAGCCUGUCAGCAAUGCAGACUGGGGAUGGCUAAUCAAGCGGCUUCAUAAGCUCUGUAUGGAACUGUGCAACAACUAUAUUCAGAUGCAUCUGGACCUGGAGAAUAAUGUAGAGGAGCCUCCAGUGUUCAAAGGUGACCCUUUCUUCAUUUUACCAUCCUUUCACUCAGAAACCUCUACCCCAUCAACCGGAGGGCAAUCUGGGAAGGACACACCAUCGGAAGAUGACCGGAGUCAAAUCAGGGACCAACUGGGAGACAGCCUGACACCACGAGGAGGGAGUGGAGAAAUGUUGCUGCUACCCCCACCCCUAAGUCCUAAACCAGAGAAAAAAGAGCAAACCAGGAAAAAAGAAUGGUGGGAGAGUGCUGGCAACAAGAUCUACACCAUAGCCACUGACAAAACUAUCUCCAAGCUCAUGACAGAAUACAAGAAAAGAAAGCAGCAACAGGCCAUGGCAUCCUUCACUAAAGAGGUCAAAGUGGAAAAGAAAGGGGAGCUCCUGGGUUCAAGAGGGCCAGACUCACCCAUACUCCAGCGGCCACAACAUCUUAUAGAUCAAGGUCAAAUGAGGCAUUCAUUCAGUGCUGGUCCAGAGAUCCUGAGACAAGAGAAGAGACCACGCUCAGGAUCCACAGUCAGUUCCCUGAAUAUAUCCGUUAGGGAUGCUGAGGCCCAGAUACAGGCAUGGACCAACAUGGUGCUGACAGUUCUCAACCAGAUUCAGGCCCUGCCAGACCAAACUUUCACAGCCCUGCAGCCCGCGGUGUUCCCUUGUAUCAGCCAGCUGACUUGCCACGUGACAGAUAUCCGUGUCCGCCAGGCAGUACGGGAAUGGCUGGGAAGAGUGGGCCGAGUUUACGAUAUCAUCGUUUAA